Molecule: messenger RNA, 690 nt
Organism: Daucus carota subsp. sativus
Lineage: Eukaryota; Viridiplantae; Streptophyta; Magnoliopsida; Apiales; Apiaceae
Exons: 1
Coding region: 1-690 (229 amino acids)
Source: RefSeq, a predicted model, not a curated record
AUGAGUAUAGUUGGAGAACCCCCGAAGCGGGCAAAAAUUGAUUAUGCUAUGGCGUUCGAUAACGCGGACCUUGAGAAGGUGAAGUUCCCUCAUGACGAUCCUUUAGUGAUCACAUCAAUGAUUGGAAACUCGUCCGUAAAAAGAGUACUCGUUGACAGUGGAGCCUCGGUGGAUAUUUUGUUCUAUGAUGUAUAUGAGAAGAUGGGGUAUGUUGAUUCCCAACUCACACUCUCGGACAUGCCCAUAUAUGGUUUCAACAACGCGGAGACGAAAAUCGAAGGUAUGAUCCAACUACCAGUAACAAUGGGCACCGAGCCUAGACAGGCCACAUGCCUGUUGAACUUUUUGGUCAUUAAAGCCUCAUCAACCUACAAUGCCAUCCUUGGAAGGACCGGGAUACACGCUUUUAAAGCGAUCCCAUCCACCUACCACCUGAAGAUUAAAUUCCCGAAUAGGAACGGAGUAGGAGAGGAAGUAGGAGAUCAGAAAAUGGCCCGAAGUUGUUACGUGGGAGCAUUGAAAUCCGGAGGAGUUUGGGGGCAAGUAUUACCUAUAGAGGACCUUGAUGUCCGAGAAGAAGAGGAAAGAAGAGGUAAACCUACAGAGGAUCUAAUUCCUAUCCCACUGUAUACUGAGGAACCCGGAAAGGUCACAUAUGUUGGAGCAUUACUCCAGGAAGAUUUGAAGUAG